This is a messenger RNA of Hansenula anomala, 1224 nucleotides long. RefSeq lists its product as uncharacterized. The transcript has a single exon. Lineage: Eukaryota; Fungi; Ascomycota; Saccharomycetes; Phaffomycetales; Wickerhamomycetaceae. The annotation marks the transcript as partial. Gene Ontology annotation, biological process: sphingosine biosynthetic process. The record is from RefSeq and is a predicted model, not a curated record. Gene Ontology annotation, cellular component: cytoplasm; intracellular membrane-bounded organelle; membrane.
GUUGUUGAGAUUGUUUUCGCUAGAAAGAAAGGUGGUAACUUGAUACCUACCUCAAUAGUAUUAUCUAUUGAUAGUCUAGGAUAUGGAGAUGUCGUUGAAGAGAUUAUAAAGUUGAGUUAUGCAGGUACGAAGGCUAAAAAAUCUAUACUAGUAUUGGUCAAUCCUCAUGGAGGUAAAGGUAAAGCUAUAAAGUUAUUUUUAUCGAAAUCAAAACCUUUAUUAGAAGCUGCACAGGCAAAUAUUGAAAUUAAAGAAACAAAAUAUUUUCAACAUGCUACAGAUAUUGCAAAAACUAUCGAACUAGAUAAAUAUGAUAUGAUUGCAUGUGCUUCAGGAGAUGGUAUACCUCAUGAAGUUUUGAAUGGGUUUUAUCAAAGAGAAGAUAGAGUGGAAGCUUUCACCAAGAUACCAAUCACUCAACUACCUUGUGGGUCUGGUAAUGCCAUGUCAGAAUCUUGUCACGGUACAAACAAUCCAUCAUUCGCGGCAUUAUCAUUAUUGAAAGGCAUUCCUGUGAGUAUUGAUUUGAUGGCAUGUACACAAGGUGAUAAGACCUAUGUUUCAUUCUUAAGUCAAACUUUUGGUGUUAUUGCAGAUUCUGAUAUAGGCACUGAAUCUCUUAGAUGGAUGGGUCCUUCAAGAUUUGAAUUGGGUGUUGCAUAUAAAGUGUUCUCUAGGGCAAAGUAUCCAUGUGAAAUAUCUGUUAAAUAUGCUGCAAAGAGUAAAAACGAAUUAAGGUCUCACUAUGAUGAACAUGUUAACAAAAUACUGGAUAAAAAAUUGAAAAUAUCUGAAGAAACUUACAAAUUAGAAUAUGAUCCAAGUGGUCCAAUACCUGAUGAUUGGGAACAAAUUGAUCAAGAUUUAGCUGAUAAUUUAGGUAUUUUCUAUACUGGUAAGAUGCCAUACAUCUCAAAAGAUGUUCAAUUCUUCCCUGCUGCAUUGCCAAAUGAUGGUACUUUUGAUUUAGUUAUAACGGAUGCACGUACAAGCAUAACAAGAAUGGCACCUACAUUACUAUCGUUAGACCAAGGCUCACAUGUAUUACAACCUGAGGUGCAACACUCAAAGAUAUUGGCUUAUAGAUUGAAACCAAAACUAACACAUGGUUAUUUAUCAGUCGAUGGUGAAAGUUAUCCAUUUGAACAAAUCCAAGUUGAAAUUUUGCCUGGGGCAGCUAAAACUUUGUUGAGAAAUGGUAGCUAUGUGGAGACAAAUUUCUGA